AGGGGGUGGAGGAGAGAGGAAGGGAGGAGAAGAGCCUCACAAAUGUCAAACUACUUCACUUGACAGAAGAUGGACUCUGUGAGAGUCACUCUAGUAGAGAACUGAUAUUGUUUGUUAAUCAUCUGCCUGACUGCAGUUGUGCCUCUCAUCUAUUUUGGCACUACAAUGGACUCAAGUGUGAUGGAGAUAAUAGAAGAAUUCAUGGAGAGUGCAUUGGUGCACUGGGUUCAUCUCUUUGAGAAGAUGGUGGAGAUGGAAAACGGUGUCCCACUCUACAGCCAGUACAUUGACGUGAACUCCGUUUCCCAGAAUUCUCGGCACUGCUACCUCAGACUGACCAAUGGGAUUUUCCUCAACAAUGUCAUGAGGAUCAUAGACCCCAACCCAAGAGUGGAGAGGUUGUACGACAGCGACAUGGAUGACAACAUGCAGAAAAUACAGAACUUCUCCAUCUUAAAUCGACACCUCAGAGCAUUCUAUCAGGAGGACCUGCAGCAGUUGAUAUUAAUGCCUCUCCCAAAUGUCGCCAUCUUGGGCCAGGACCCCUUCACAGAGGCAGCUGUGGAAGAAAUGAGGCGCUUGCUGCUGCUCCUGCUCGGAUGUGCUGUGCAGUGUGAGCAUAAGGAGACGUUCAUUCAGCAGAUUCAGGCUUUGGACAUCGAGACACAGGCUGCGCUCGCCAUCUGCAUUCAACAGGUGACUCAGGAUCCGCGCUCUGUGCUGCCGCUUCAGUGGGAAGAGCUGCUGGAUGUGGAAGGUGCAGACCUAAAGUUGGUGUUUAGUUCCAUGGCCAAACAGAUCCAGAGUAUGCUGGCCCAGAGAGACGCACACCUGGAGCGCAUCGCGGAGUUGUGUCGGGAGCGGGAGGUCCACGCUGACUCACCAUUGGCACCCCUGGGUGGUCACAAUGACGAGCCUCCCCAAGGUCUGGCACUGCAGCUGGCAGACAGCAAGGCCAAAGUUCGCCGCCUGAAACAACAACUGGAUGAUAAAUGCGAUCAGUUAUUAGACUACAAGCAGGAGAUUCAGAUGAUGGAGGAGCAGCUCAAAAAGCUUCAGAAAAAGAACUGCUCCCUGCAGAAUGAGUCUCGGGGUCUACGUGCUCUACGGGAUGAGCUGGAUUGCACCCGUGAGAGAGCCGCGCGCUCCGAGCAGCUUCAGAAUGAGCUCCAGAGCUGUAAACACAGACUGCGCAGCCUGGAAGUGACACGCACUCAGCUCAAGGAGCAGCAGCAGCUGUGUGCAGCCCUGCAGGAGACCAAAACUCUUUUGGGAGAACAGCUGGCCGAUGCUCGGGCUCGAUGCUCCACACUGAGGGAGCUGGAGAGGGACAACCUGAUUCUGCGUCACCGGAUUAUAGACGUAGAAGCGGAGCGCGAGACCGAGAGGCAGCGUCUUGACGAGCUACUGGAGCUGAACAUGAGCCUUGAAGCGGACCUGCGGCAGUGUGGUGGCAGCAGUAAUGCUGGGAUUCCUGCGCCGGACUUCCUCCAAUCAGAGGAGGAUUCUGACAAGGAGCUGAGCGAGCUGAUUGACCAGAAACCUUUGAGUGUGGAAGUGGGCGAGGCCUCGACACUCAGGCUGCUGGGAGCAGAGCAAGAGAAUGCGAGGCUGAGAAGACGUUUGGAGGAGCUACAGGCUCAGCAGGAGUUUCACAACCUGAAGAAUGAAAAUGCCACUUUGAAGCUGCGGCUGGAGGAGCUAAUGGCCAACCUGCAGCACACACCAGACAAGCUAGAAGGAAUGAAGCGGUUGGACAGGGAGUACAGGGAUAAUGGCGACAGGGCUGAAUCCUGCAGGGGAGAGGGGGAAGGGAUGGUGAGGUUGAUGGAGGAGAAGGAGCGGAGACGGGAACUCAUUGUGACGCAAAGGGAAGCAGGGGUCGGGGAAGAGGUUCUCCAUGUUGCAGGAGAGACAGCAGAACCGUGUGAUGAGGCGGUGCAUCCCAAAAGAAGAGAAGAAGCAGAGGGUGACCACAUCGACAUUCAGGAGGAAAAUGAGUUGAAUGCAGAAACGUCCGCAUUGGACAUCCAAAAUAAAAGAACUCAACAAGAAACCGCAACUAUAGAACAGGCUGUGUGCGGGUUUUCUGGUGCUGAUGCUGCUUUGACAAAGUGUCUCCACGAGGCCCAAGAAGAGGCUGACAGGCAGGCCGUGGUGGCCCAGGACCUGCGGUCCAAGCUGAGUGUGCAGAGCAGGAAGAUGUGGGAGGCUGAGCAGAGGCUGACGCUACUGGAGGCCGAGGUGCAACACCUGAGGAAAACCGCAGAGAAUCUCGGGGAGGCCCGAAGGCAGAUUGAGGUUCUACAGUCUGAGGCCGGGGCUAUGGAGGAGGAACUUUGCCGCCUGCGGAGUCAAGCGGAGUUUCACAGCAUGCAAACGACAGUCAUCGCCAGCCUGGAGGGAGAACGGGCGGCACUGGAGAGAGACAGGGACAUGCUACGUGGCACAGUGGAUGCCCUCCGUGCUGCCCAGCGCAAGAGCGAACAACUCGCAUUGACCAGUCAGACACUCAAGGCCGAGUUGGAACGUCAGGGUCGCGCUUUGGAGACCUCUCGCCGCCGGGAGGAGGAGUUGGAGGCGGAGGUUCGUGACGCUAGUCUGGAGACUCAAACCACGGCCCGGGCCCGGGACCAGGCGCUGCUGGACGUGUCACGUUUGGAGCAAGAGAAAGAGGCAUGCCAGUCGGAGCUGGAUGGCCUGCGGAAGGAAGCGAGGCAGCGGGAAAGAGAGACGGCUAGACUCAGACAGCAGCUGGAGAGUACCAAUGUGGCGCUGGAACACAGCAACCAGAGGGUGAGAGCCUUGGAUGCUGAUCACAGGGGCGUGUGUCAGGAACUGUCUGAGUCGAAAGAGCUCUGCACUCGCCUGCAGGAGCUGGAGCGAGACCUCAGCACUCGAUUUAGCAGCCUGGAGGAGAGUAAACAGCAGCUUGAGGAGCAGUACACAGACGCACAGGCCAAGAAUCGAUCACUGUUGCAGAAUCUGUCCAGCGAGCAGACUCGUUCUCACAAUCUUACCUCUGAAGUCCAGCACCUGAGCCAGAAGCUCCAAAAAGCUGAAACUCAACUCAAACUGACAACGGACACUCUCAACCAAUCACGGGACAGAACACAGCCACCCGCCUGCUCUCUGAAAGAAGAUGAGCCUCACCUCCAGUUGGGGAAGACGGAUGAGGAUUGUGCACUUCAAUCCUCAAGCCAAACUCACGGUUGUCAGACGGACCAGCGGGAGCCAUCGAUGCCGGACAAAGACAAAGGUCACGACCUUUCUGUGUCGCCCCGUAAUACUACAGCCCAGACGGAGAGGCAGCUCACUCUCAGGUUGUUGGAGCUGGAAAAAGAGAGAGCCGUGGCGCUUGCAGGACAGGAGGCUUUGUUGUCGCGUCUGUCCCAGUCCCGGGAGACGUGUGAGCACCUGAGGGAGCAGCUGGAGGCGCUACGGCGACACUCGCUCAGCCUGCAGGACUCGUGUACCCGACUGCAGACGCUCAACACUCAGCUACAGGUGGAACAAGCAACUCUAAACUCCCAGCAUGCAGCGGUGCUGGCACGCCACAGCGAAAGCGAUGCCCGGUGCGCGGCACUGGAGGCGGAGUCACAGGUUUGGGCUCGGGAGCGGGAGGAGUCGGCCGCCAGGGCGGAGACCCUCAGGCGGGACCACGAGCGACUGACGGCGCUGCAGCAACGCCAGGAGACGGAGCUGGAGGAGCUUUUAGACAAACACUCGCGCCUACGGAGUAGCAGCCGCAGUCUGGAGGCACAACACAGGGAGCUGGAGGCCAGCUACAAAGAGCUGCUGGAUGCUAAAAGCCAGCUUGAGGAAAGGGAGCGAGAGAUGAAAAUGGAGAAGGAGGAGAUGGAAGCAGAAGCCCAGAGUCGACUGGAGCAAGAACGAGAGGUGGAGAGGCUUAAAGAAGACAGCGAGAGGCUCCAGGCCCAACAUAAAGAAUUGGUCGCGUCCCAAGCAGAGCUGCUGGCUCAGGGCUCCUUGUUGAGGGAGGAGCUGAGCGCCUCCCUACUGGAGAGGACUCGCCUGGAGGGGGAGCUAAACACCGUGAGGGAAGCCAACCAAAGUUUGGACCUCAGCAACGCCCGCCUCACCAGCCAAUUUCAGCUACUAACCCAGCUCAAGGGGAACAUGGAGGAGGAGAACCACAAUUUAGUCGAACAGAACCGCAGUCUGAUGAUGGAGAACCGGGCGCUACUGGAACAGAGCCUGGAGCGCCGUGACCAGCACUAUACGCAGCAGAAAGAAUAUCAGGAGAAGCUGAGCGAGCUCCGUCGGGAGAAGCAGAAGUUGGUGGAGAAGAUUAUGGACCAAUACAGAGUUCUGGAGCCCAACGUGCAACCUUCACAGUGGAAGGCCAAGAAAUCGAACUGGAUUGCAGACCAAAUGAAGAAGCUCAUCAAACCCCGCGGAGGAGGUCGAGAGGGACGCAGCCUCUUCAUGGCUGCUGGCAGCGUGGAGAACCUGGAUGACAGAGCCCAAUUCACAUCAGACACACCUCAGCGUGAUCUUUGCAGUGCUCCAGGUUCGCCAUGUCCCUCGAGAAAAGCUACGGAGAUUUCGUCACCCACUAAUCUGGUCCCACGCUCCGGCUCUGGGGGUCGUCGUAAACUGGGAUCCCGUCACGGUUGGGCUUUGACCAGAGGUGGUGCCGGAGUUUCUCAAUCCUUCAGUCCGGGCGACCAGAAGACCCCACCUCGUCUCCGCCUGCUUUCCGGUCAGACCACCUCCAAAGUCCUCUGGGAGAGCGAGAGCGGCGAAACAAGCGCACCACAGCAGGCAGCGGAGGGCAAAGUGAACAGUCCGGAGAGCUCUGAGGAGAAGACAAACGGAGAUCAACUUUCCAGCAAUGGCACAUGAAAAAGACUCAUAGACUCACUCGACUCAGUUUAUAUGGAUGGAACAAUUGCACUCACACAUUGUUUUAAGGCAUCGCAUUGUCAAGUUUACCAUUUUGAAUAAAGUGAAUAUUCUUCA
This is a messenger RNA of Hippocampus zosterae (dwarf seahorse), 4986 nucleotides long. RefSeq names its product coiled-coil domain containing 88B (gene ccdc88b). Gene Ontology annotation, molecular function: microtubule binding; dynein light intermediate chain binding. Gene Ontology annotation, cellular component: cytoplasm; centrosome. NCBI's taxonomy places the organism in Eukaryota, Metazoa, Chordata, Actinopteri, Syngnathiformes, Syngnathidae. Gene Ontology annotation, biological process: cytoskeleton-dependent intracellular transport; cytoplasmic microtubule organization. The record is from RefSeq and is a predicted model, not a curated record. Bases 166 to 4869 code for a protein of 1567 amino acids. The transcript is spliced from 27 exons.